GGUGCGCCAUGCACACGAUCCAGUUCUUCCGUUAGCGAGCAACGUGUAGCGUUGAAUAUGCAUAACGUUGCCGGACUAUUCAUCAUCCUCGGUCUUGGCUUGAUUUUCGCAUUCUGCACCGUUAUCGUGGAAUUCUGUAUUCGUAGUCGGCAGCUUGCGCACGAUGAACAGAAGCCUUUCUGGCAAGAAGUACUGGAGGAGUUGCGCUUCGCACUGAACAUCAGCAAAGUUCAUGAGCACCGUACGCGACGGAAUUUACAGCAGGAUAGCCAGGAGCUUGCAUCACCCUCUGCACAGCUUCUCUAA
This is a messenger RNA of Gongylonema pulchrum, 306 nucleotides long. NCBI's taxonomy places the organism in Eukaryota, Metazoa, Nematoda, Chromadorea, Rhabditida, Gongylonematidae. The record is from the annotation of a GenBank genome assembly.